AUGGUUACAACAUUGGAACGACUGAGUGAGAUAUCGAUAUCCCCUCCCUAUUGGGGGAUACACACGUCCUUGUACAGUUCCUUGCCUCCGGAGGCCAUUUCACAGCUCGAGCGCGCCAUCUGGCUCAAGAUUUCAGGACUUGCGGGAGAAGCCAGAACCACAUUUGAAAACGAGCUCAAGCCUUUUGCAAAAGUCCCGGUUGUCGUCAUUGAACACGCCGACUUUGAGCUUGAGGCGGGCAAAUGGGGCCGGGCAUGGCGGAUUCUAAACUCGAGGCUUGCGCAACUUCGAGAUGCCAAUGAGAACCUCGAAGCACCCGAACAUCGACUCAUGGCCUUGACGUGGGCCAUGCUCGGGACGAGGCAUCGAGGUGAUGUACAGUCGUCAGCUCAAGAAAUCGAAAGGACGCAGCAUUGGCUUGCUGAAGUACCUGUAGCAGAUUACACUGACAUCCAGGCAAGCUGCAUCCGCCGAUAUACCAUCGCGAGUCUGUUCACUAGGCUCUACUCGGGAUACAAAAACUCAAAGGCAGAGCACAUACCGGCACAUAACAGGGCAGACGAUUCCGGUGCCAAGAUGCCCUGGGGUGGGCUACAAUUGCUGCGGCGCUCUCUCACGCAGCGCGGCAUGUUCAACGAGGCCAAUGCUUUGUUCCGCGUGGAGCUGAAUCGUACGUCACCAGAGGACCGCGGCGCUGUAGUUGAAGAGUUUCUGGAAGCGGUGGCAAGCAUCCCUACGAGUCGUGGCCGGGACUUCAUCGAGGCAGCAGUUCGCCUUCAGUGGGCCACAACACAUAUCCUAUUACAGCAGCCUGCCAGCGCCCUCGAAGAAUUUGACAAGUCUGUGGCGGCUUUCCAGAGGUUCUGCAAUGACUUUGGCAUCAAAUAUAAGGAAGCCACACCACACAUGCAGGCAAUAGAGUACGAGAGAUUAUCAUGCAUCGACGACCCCAUGAGCAGACUAGAGCAAACGGAGGAGCUGGCCACUCGUAUGGAGGCUAUUGACGGCACGAAGACUGGCCUAUGUUUAUCGGCGGCCGCCGACCUGGCCAGGGCAUAUUACGAGGCCACGGCGAUAGAAUCGUUCUCUACCACGUAUUUCGACCUGCACAGGCGCCUCGAGACGUACGACCAGAUGGUGUCAGAGGACAUUUGCGAUCUGGUGCACCACCAUGUCAAUCUCAUUUCCGUUACGAUCUUGCGCCUCGUUGAUCGCCAAAGGGCUCUCGAAUGGGUCGACGCCUUUUUUAAGGAAUAUCCGUUUUUCGACGCCCCAGCAGUACGGGCGCUGCUUUGUCGGAGUAAGGCAUCACUUCUGAGAAGUCUUCGUCGAUUGAGCGCGGCCCACGAGGCCAAUGAGGAAGCAAGUCAACUAGAAGCAUCUGGGCCAUCAAUAGGUAAAUGGAUGCACACGAGACAGGGUGAGGGCGAGGAUGAGGAAGAGCCAUUCUACUGGAGCUGGCAAGAUGCUAUUGGAGACGAGGGAAAGACACAAGAAAUGGCCAUUCAGCUGGUAUUAAAGUGGCUGCUGGAUGACAUCGCUGUUGGGAACCCUGCCCUUGAAGAGUUCAGGGGGGUGACAGAAGCUGGGCUGAAAGAUAUUGUCUUCGCCAAAGCCGUCGAGAUCGAUGGAUUAGCAGAAGGAUUGUACAGCCGUCUAUGUACAUGGCUCGGCAACCCCCCAGAGCGCCAAAGAAACCGCCGGUUGUUCUGUCUGGUCAUGCUUCGGCACGGGAGGCAGAUGCACCUUUCUACUCAUAAACUCUGGGACUCACGCCUCUCCGAGCUUCAUCACCUACUCGAGCUGGAGAAAGGCCUCCCCCAGACCAUCCGGGAUAACUUCCCUGACAGUAAAGGAAGUUGGCUGGGACAAAUGGCAUUCAUGUACAUGGCACCUUUUGAUGACUUGGCAGACCUUACCAGCGCUAAUUCGGGAGAACGAUUAUCAAGUGCUGAAACAUACAACGACCUCGCUCUGGAUGAGUAUCUUCUUAGAGGGGACAUGGGCCAGGUGGCUCUUCAUCAACGAUCUGGGGCACAAAUCUGCAUGCUCAAGAUCAUACGACUGAGGCAGCUGGCGCGGCAAUCAUCGAGCGCCAAUGAUGCCAAGUGCAAAACAGCAGACAAUGGGCCAAACGGGAUAAAUGACGAUGAUGCCUUUCUCCCAGACGAUUCUGUGGCGGAAAUCCGCAAGCUCCGUGCCAGAGGAAUCAAACAAGCCAAAAAGGCUGACGGGAUAUUUUCGCAGAGCGAGCUCCACGCCUCAUCAAGCUCAGGCCUAGAAGGCAUCACCCAUCGGCAGAAUAUCACCGCGUUCCAUGCCAGUGCAUUCACAGUCUACACAGCCAUCAAACUGCUCCUCGCAGCCCCGGGCCAGCCGUCUGGCAAGACGAUCAAGGCGGUAUGGCGGUGGGUGCAGAAGUACAAGGCGCGCUCAUUGGCGCGGACGAUCGGAGUGCGUAUCAUCGAUCCGCCCGAACUGUUGAGUAAGAUCGAGGCGUCUCCUGACGCUGCCCGAGGCUACGAAGAGAUGCGGGCGAUGGAGCAGCGUAUCAACGAGUCGGUUGGGACGGCCAAGUUCAAUCUGCGUCGGCAGCUAGACACGCAUCUACGAGCCAUGAGAGAAAAGCAAGAUUUAAUGCGGCAGCUCAUCGACUUGAGAGAAGCUCAGCCAUUUGACUUGUCAGAUGUUGCCAGCAUCGAAGCUCAGAGUGGUACAGACAUUGUUCUGGUUGACUGGUUUCACCUCCCUGCAUAUAUCACUGGCGACGUCGACAGACUGUUGCUGUUCACAGUUAAGAGCCGAUCUAAACCAACUAUGGAUGUCUUGACCACGAGAGUAGAAGACGUGAUUGCCUGGCAGGAAACAUACCUCACCUCCGGUAACCUAAAACACUCGCCGGAGGCACGCAAAGAAUUCGAUACAAAGCUAGGUGGCCUCGUUGCUCCCCUUGCCCGCCAUGUCAAACGCAGCGAGCUCGUUGUGCUGUGUCCAUCAUCCCAUCUCCAUCGGCUCCCACUUCAUGCGCUGGCUAUCGGGAAGUAUUCGGCGCUGAUCCACCGGAAUCCCGUUGUUUAUACACACAGCCAGUCGCUGCUACGCUCGUGCUUCGCGGCCACGGGGCUGGCGCGCCCCUCUCCGGCGCCCAUCAAUGCCCAGUUCAUAUCAGGCAUUGCAAAAUCUGAAUCCGAACGCUACCAGGCAGGACGUGACAGCAUCAUGAAGCUGGCCCAUCGCUUCAGCAGUAGCCCAAGAAUCGACAAGAGGGCUUCAAAGAAGGGCUUUCUGAGACGCGUUGGUAAAUCACGUCUGCUUCAUCUGCACACUCAUUGCAAUUGGAACUCGAUGAAUCCUCUGGAUCACGAGGUCGAGUUCCCCAUGGUGAAUUCGCUGCCCGAGCGGCAGCGCCCAGUUGAGAGCAUGACGGCCCGGGAAUUCUUCGACAUCCAGGUCUUGCCGGGCACACACGUCAACCUGAUAGUGUGCGGAGGGGGCGUUAUGGAUGUACGACUCGGAGAUGAAGUCAUGGGGCUCGUCCCUGCACUGAUGUGUUCGGGAGCCAGCUCGACUAUUUCAACGCUGUGGAGUAUCAGCGAUACGCAUGGGGCGAGGUUUGAGAGGGAGUUCUUCGACUCAUUCCUUAAACAGAGCGUUUCUAGAAAGCUUCAACACUUGCCUGGAACGGACAAUGACACAUCAGAAGCUAGCAGUAGCCGCUUGGGUUGUUUGGUAGAUCUUGCCAAAGCGAUGCAGCUAGCCUCUAAGGAUGUGGAUGAGUACGGGGAUCCGAGGUCUCUCUACGAGUGGGCGGGCUAUGUGCUCCACGGUUGCUGGCAAUUCCCACUCUCAGAGGGAGAUAUCAACGCACUACAACCUACGUUGAAGAGGAAGGGCACCCCUAAUUUCUCCAACUAUGGCGCAACAUUUCGAUUCAUUUCAGUCGAUGCUGCGAAUUCGACGUUCAUCGCCACAUUCCCUAUAUCUGCUCUGGCUCGCAUGCUAGGUCUCGUGUCCGAACCGCUUAAAGACCCCUUCCCUAACACACUGCCGAUACUUACUACUGCUCAGCAGAAAGCUGCCAGGGCUAUCAAGGUCAUCAAUUACAACCACUCUGGAUCAUUGAACGAGCCGAGGGCAUAG
Molecule: messenger RNA, 4140 nt
Organism: Fusarium coffeatum
Lineage: Eukaryota; Fungi; Ascomycota; Sordariomycetes; Hypocreales; Nectriaceae
Exons: 3
Coding region: 1-4140 (1379 amino acids)
Source: RefSeq, a predicted model, not a curated record